GGCGGGCACUCGGCGUCCGAACACCGCCUCCUGGCGACCGUGCUGAGCCCACGCCGGAGGCCCCCGGAGCGCGGCCCCUCGGCGUUCCAGUGCCUGUCCUCUUCCCAUUACCCACCCCGUCACGGCCCUCCGCAUCCCGAAGCCUGGGCUGCGCCCCUGCACCCGGCAGCCGGGCGCGGGACUCUCCGAAAACGACCCAGGCGUCCGGGCGCACCGCGGCCCCCGGGAAGCGGCAGGUGCAAAGGCGCCGGUAGCCGGGGAGGCCGAUCGCGGCGCCGAGACCUGCGGGCUCCCGCGGCCCGGGGCACGCACCUCGCGCCGCCCGCCGCCGUGCACCGCGCGCGGCCCGGGGCCUGGGAGUCGCGGCGACUGCAGAGCCGGGCCGGGGCGGCGGGCCCGGGCAGCGCCCUCUAGGCAGCGGAAGUGGAGCUCGCUUUACAUCCGUCCUCCCCGCCUUGCAGAGUUGGGAGACCGCAGGCUGGGGGGUGUGGAAAAAUAGCAGGAAAAGUGCUUGCACCAUGUAGACCCGCGCCCCGCGCCCUGGCGCCCCGGCCGCGCGGAGGCCUCCCAGCCUGCGGCCAUGAACGCGAGCAGCGAGGGCGACAGCUUCCCCGGCUCCGUGCAAAUUCCGGGCGGCACGACGGUGCUGGUGGCGCUGACUCCUGACAUCCACAUCUGUGGCAUCUGCAAGCAGCAGUUUAACAACCUGGAUGCCUUUGUAGCCCACAAGCAAAGCGGCUGCCAGCUGACCGGGGCGGCCGGGGCAGCCCCCAGCACGGUCCAGUUUGUGUCAGAGGAGACGGUGCCUGCUGCUCAGACUCAGACCACCACCAGGACCAUCACUUCAGAGACCCAGACCAUCACAGUUUCAGCUCCAGAGUUUGUUUUUGAACAUGGCUAUCAAACUUAUCUGCCCACGGAAAGUAAUGAAAACCAGACAGCCACCGUCAUCUCCCUCCCUGCCAAGACACGCACCAAAAAGCCAGCGACCCCACCUGCCCAGCGGAGGCUCAACUGUUGCUAUCCAGGUUGCCAAUUCAAGACUGCCUACGGCAUGAAGGACAUGGAGAGGCACCUAAAAAUUCACACAGGAGACAAGCCCCACAAGUGUGACGUGUGCGGCAAGUGCUUCAGCCGGAAGGACAAGCUGAAGACCCACAUGCGGUGCCACACGGGCGUGAAGCCCUACAAGUGCAGGGCGUGCGACUACGCGGCCGCCGACAGCAGCAGCCUCAACAAGCACCUGCGGAUCCACUCCGACGAGCGGCCCUUCAAGUGCCAGCUGUGCCCCUACGCCAGCCGCAACUCCAGCCAGCUCACCGUGCACCUGCGCUCACACACCGGGGAUGCCCCCUUCCAGUGCUGGCUCUGUAGCGCCAAGUUCAAAAUCAGCUCGGACUUGAAACGGCACAUGCGCGUGCACUCGGGGGAGAAGCCCUUCAAGUGCGAGUUCUGCGACGUGCGCUGCACCAUGAAGGGGAACCUCAAGUCGCACGUGCGCAUCAAGCACAGCGGGAACAGCUUCAAGUGUCCGCACUGCGACUUCGCGGGCGACAGCAAGGCCACCCUGCGCAAGCACAGCCGCGUGCACCAGGCCGAGCACCCGGAGAAGUGCGCCGAGUGCAGCUACUCAUGCUCCAGCAAGGCGGCCCUGCGCGUGCACGAGCGCAUCCACUGCGCCGAGCGCCCGUUCAAGUGCAGCCACUGCAGCUUCGACACCAAGCAGCCCAGCAACCUCAGCAAGCACGUGAAGAAGUUCCACGCGGACGCGGCGCAGGCCGAGGCCCUGGAGCGCAGGGACGCGGGCAGGCCGGGCGGCCGCCAGGUGGCCAGGCUGGACGCCAAGAAGACGUUCCACUGCGACUCGUGCGACGCCUCGUUCAUGCGCGAGGACUCGCUCCGCAGCCACAAGCGGCAGCACAGUGAGUACGGCGAGAGCAAGAACGCCGACGUGGCCGUGCUGCAGUUCCAGCUGGCGCCCGGCAAGCAGCCCGCCGCGCCCCUCGCCGUGGGGCAGCUGCAGGUGCCCCUGCAGCCCAGCCAGGUGCCCGCGUUCGGCGAGGGCAGGGUCAAGAUCAUCGUGGGCCACCAGGUGCCGCCGGCCGACAGCAUCGUCCAGGCCGCGGCCGCCGCCGCCGCCGCCGCGGCCGCCGCGGUCAACAUCGUGCCGCCAGCCCUGGUGGCGCAGGGCGCGGACGAGCUGCCGGGCAGCGGCCGGCUGCAGAUCCUGCGCCAGGUCAGCCUGCUGGCCCCGCCAUCCAGAGCCGGCGGAGGCGAGAGGCGGUCGGCCGAGGCGGGCGCCGUGGCGCUGCCGGCCGUGCUGCUGGCCGCCCACGACCAGACGCUGCUCCCCGCGGCCGCCGCCGGGCCCCCGGACGGCGCGGGCGGCCAGACCUUCAUCGCCGGCUCGGGCCUGGCGUGCGCCGACUUCGAGGGCCUGAACGCGCUCAUUCAGGAGGGCGCGGCCGAAGUGACCGUGGUGAGCCAUGGCGGCCAGAACCUCGCGGUGGCCACUACGGCACCACCCGUAUUCUCCUCGGCCUCGGCCCCCUCCACCUCCUCCUCCUCCUCCUCGGCCUCUUCCUCCUCCUCCUCCUCCACCUCCUCUACCUCCACCUCCACCUCCACCUCCUCGUCCUCCUCCUCCUCCUCCACCUCCUCUUCCUCCUCCUCCUCUUCCUCGCAGCAGGAUCUGCCCAAGCAGACGUUCUCCAUCAUCCCGGAGGCGGCGCCCGCGGCCGCACUCUGUCCAGCCGACUCCAUCCCGGACUAGGCGCGGGGAGCGCGGGCGGGGAACACCGGGGGCCCCUCCGCGGGGUUAUCCGGGGCUGGGGCGCUGCCUGUUUCCGGGGAUGGGGGUGCAGCCCUGCCCGGGAAGGAAUAAAUUGUGUUUUUAUAACUUGGUACCGUGGUGUCCCGAGGGGCGUGGCUCCAUCCACCUGCGGCUGCCGCGGGAUCCGGAGCAGCAGCCGAGCAGGGCCGCCGCUGGGUGCAUUCAGGUCUUCGGCAUCUUCCGGCUCUGCUGCAGGGUUCCUGCGUCUCGCCCCGGGAGUCGCCGCGGAGCUGUGGCCAUGGCCUACACGGGGACACCUGGGCCCCCAUACAAUGCUGCCCGAUAAAGCGUCCUGAAUGCGAGCGAGUCCUGAGCGUGCGGGUGGGGAUGGCCACAGAAUGACAGAGCUGGUCCCGAACGUGGCCCGAGCAUCCCCCGCCCCCCGCCCCGUCACGGGUAAAUUAGAUGCAGACCGGCGACCUGACCCCUGUUUCGGGGCGAAUGUGAUACACGCUCCCACUGACACUGCCCGCCGUCCGCUAGGAUGCUGUUUUUAAAAUACUAACACCUGGGAAUGCGGACUCCAGUGUCCGGCUGACAUUGGCAAAGCUCCUGGGUUUUUUUCCCAAAGUGUAGGAAAAUUCAAAUUGUGUUUUUGGAGUUGAAAUGCUCUUUGAUCAGGAGGUGGCGCCAGAGAGCAAGCUAGAUGCCCAGCCUUAGACCUAAAAUUCUGAUUUCUGGCAUCAGCGCAGAUUGGGGAACGGGAGGUUACUCUUGUGAGAGAGGUGUAUUUAUAACGUUCUGAGAAUACGUGGGUACGUUUUUACCAGCUUUGUUCCCCAAUGUAUAAACCUAUUUAUUCAAAAUUGUCAUCUCAUUUUAUAAGAAGCUGUGAUUUGGGGUCUUGGUAACAGCAAACCAGGGAGAUGCACAAUAGUGAGAUAAGGAACCUGGAAGCUUUGAAUGUUGGACUUGCUGUGGAGUUGGAGCCGGUAUUUCUUCUUCCUAUUGCUCUUUGAUCCUUAAUAUUUGAACAUGGUUCUGAGGAAGUGCUGUGUUUUCUUUGCCAGGAUCUAUUUUUGUAUCAGCAAUGUAGUAAGUCAGGAACUACGGUUUUAGUAAGGAAAAAGCUUAGAGUGGACAAUGUUAAUCAUUUAAAUAAUUUCAUCUCAUAUUGCUUUUAGCUCCUUUUUCAAAGAUUUAUUUAUUUAUUUAUCUGAAGGGCAGAAUUUAAAAGGGAGAAGGAGAGACAGAGAGAUGUCUUCCGUGAGUGGUUCACUCCCCAGAUGGCCACAAUGGCCAUGACACAGAUAUAAGCAUCGUAGCUGUUUAGAUGGACUUCCCUCUGAUCUUUUAUUCUAUGCUCAUAUGUGUAUUUCCCAGCCCAGUUAUAAUGUUGUAGUUUCUUUGUAUAUUCUUUAUUUUAUUUUAUAUGCUUAUAUCUUUACCUAGCAGCUGCCUCCAUUAUACGCACCAGGGUACUUCAAAAAGUUUAUGGAAAACGGAAUGAAAAUAUAGGCUUGUUUUGGUGCAAAAAAAAUUUGAAACCAUGUGUAGUUUAUCCAUGAUAUGUAUUUUCAUAAUUUCAUGCUAUGCUUUUUUCAUGAACUUUUUGAAGACCCCUUGUAUAUGCACACGUACACAUGCAUAUGUGGGUUUUUGUCUUUCAUUUUUUACAAUAGACUCUAGAGAAAGUUGUAGAAAAACCAAGCCAGCAGCUUCCAGUCCCUGCUUUGCUCCACCCAAGGUAAUGAGUUUUCUGUGUCCCACCCACAUAUGUGGACGCAAAAGGCAGCUCAGAGAAGGUUCUUCCUGUUUCCAGUGCCCAGAGUCCACGUCUUUGCAAGUUGCCUUAGCUCCUCCGUUUCCUGAGGGUCCCACAGGUCGGUACGGUGGUCCCCACGUCCUUCUUUUCCUUUAAGCACGAGGUAGCGCCAUGACUGUGCCACGCGGAGGAAAGUGGCCUACUCCCUUCCUCACUGAUCAGCCGCAGCGUCGUCCCCGCAGGUGACACUCCCGAAAGUGAGUCCCACCAGCUUCCGCUUGCAAAGACUGAUUACUUUUCAGUGUAGCUGUGGGUUGCAUCUCUCAGACUGGCCCGAGUUUGGUCCCUGCGCUGAGUGACAAGGACUCUCUGGUCCUGUGUGCUCCCCAGCUGGCCUUGUGACCCACGUUCCCCUGACGUCUGUCACUCCUCCUCCCUCAUUGCCCCCUGGGGAGUGGGAAACCAGGAUGUGUCACACACGAGGAUGGCUGGGUUCCUCCCUGCUAUCUCUUUUCACCUUUUUUUUUUUUUUAAGUUGGAACCUUUUUUUUUUAAUUUAUUUUUUGACAGGCAGAGUGGACAGUGAGAGAGAGAGACAGAGAGAAAGGUCUUCCUUUGCCAUUGGUUCACACUCCAAUGGCCACUGCGGCCGGCGCGCUGCGGCCGGCACACUGCGCUGAUCUGAAGGCAGGAGCCAGGUACUUAUCCUGGUCUCCCAUGGGGUGUAGGGCCCAAGGACUUGGGCCAUCCUCCACUGCACUCCCGGGCCACAGCAGAGAGCUGGCCUGGAAGACGGGCAACCGGGACAGAAUCCGGUGUCCGGACCGGGACUAGAACCCUGUGUGCCAGCGCCACAGGUGGAGGAUUAGCCUAGUGAGCUGCGGCGCCGGCUGUUUCUCACCUUUCUUAGUGGCAUUGCAACCAUCUUUCUUUUUUUUUUUUUAAGAUUUAUUUUAUUUAUUUGAAAGACAUUUACAGAGAGAGUUAGAGACAUAGAGAGACAGAAAGGUCUUCCAUCUACUGAUUCACUCCCCAAAAGGCCACAACAGCCAAAGCUGGGCUGAUCCAAAGCCAGGAGCUAAGAGCUUCUUCCUGGUCUUCCACAUGGGUGCAGGGGUCUGCUGCUUUCCCAGGCACAUGAGCAGGAAGCUGGAUCAGAAGCAGAGCAGCCAGGACUCGAACCUGCACCAUGUGGGAUGCUGGUGCUGCAGGCCAGGGCUUUAACCCACUGCACCACAACGCCUGCUUGGUUAGCUUGUGUUUCUGUUGCUUCACUUGUGCCUUCUGCGUUGUCUAACAUAGACCUCCUUUUGUCCUGAGAUUAAAUUUCUUUCUCUCACAUUUUUAUUGCCUGCUAGUUUGUUUUUGGUUAGCACCUACUGCAGCCAACAUCCACAUUUAUAUUUGUAAUGUAUAUAUGAUGAUGGGUGUGGCUGCCCACUUAUGCCAUAACCAUUUCUUAAAGUUCACCUUUAGUGUAAAUAAAGUUCCCAAAUCUACUAGGAUCCACUUCUGGAGUCUGUUUCGUUCUGCUGAUUCCAUGUCUCUGACUCGCCGGCAUCAAAUAUUGGAUGAUAGUAGUGUUAACAUAAGCAUUACUCAACUUAUAAAGCCUCUCUCUAACUAUUCUUUUUGAAAAUUUUCUCAGCAAUUCUUUAAUAUUCACCCUCCCAAAUGCAAUCAGUUUAUGUAGUAUCAAUCCCUUCUCCCCCCAAAAAGCCACCUUUUGGGAAUUUUGAUUGAAAUUACACUGAUGUUAUAUAUGAACUUAUGAAAAGAAUGACUUUUAAAGAAAAGGUUUGUUUUUUCAUUUGAAAUGUAGAACAAUGGAGUGGAGAUGGGGACUGAGAGAGAGAGAGAGAGAGAGAGAGAGGAGAGUUUCCAUUCUAUGUUCACUCCCCAAAAGCCACAACAGACAUGUCUGGGCUAGGCUGAAGCCAGAAGCCAGGAACUCCAUCCUGGUCUCCUACAUGGGUGCAGGGCCCAAGCACUUGAGCCGUCUCCUGCUGCCUUCCCAGGCACAUUAGCAGGGAGCUGGAUCAGAAGUACAGCAGCUGGGAUUCAAAUUGGCACUCCAGUGUGAGGUGCUUGUAUCACAAGACACAGCUUCACUCACUGUACCUCAACACCUGCCUCAAAGGAUAACUAAUAAAAUGAUCAGUUUCUCACCCAAAAAUCUUUACUCAAGUCCUCUUGUAAAAAGUAUUCAAUAAAAUUAUAUAUGUAGUUUUCUUCAUGCAUAGCCUAUUCUCACAUAAGACCAGUGUUUUCUCAUUCUAUAAUGUCAUUGAUGGGGCUGGCACUGUGGUGCAGUGAGUUAAAGCCCUGGCCUGCUGUGCCAAACAUCCCAUAUAGGGGCCGGUUCAAGCCCCAGCUGCUCUACUUCUUAUCCAACUCCUCGCUGAUGUGCCUGGGACAGCAGCAGAGGAUAGCCCAAGUCCUUGGGUCCCUGUACCCAAGUGAGAGACCCAAAAGAAACUCCUGGUUCCCAGCUUCAGAUCAGCUCAGCUCCAACCAUUGUGACCAUUUAGGGAAUGAACCAGCAAUGGAAGAUCUCUCUCUCUUUCUACCUCUCUCUGUAACUCUGUCUUUCAAAUAAAUAAAUUAAAUCUUUAAAAAUAUAUACCAUUGUAACUGUGAACAGGAUAUUUUUCAGUUUUAGAUAAUUGUUUGUUGUAAGCAUAACAUUGUCUGUACUGAACUUCUUUAGAAACAUGGCCCCUGGUGACUGGUGGCCUAGGAGACAGUCGCCUCAUUUCCACAUUGUUAACUCUCUUCCCUUACAAUGUGUAUCCAAUCUGUGUUGUUUUCUUCUGUUGCAUUCCCCAGCACAGCCAGCAUCCCUGAUGUGUCCGUGACUUUAACUGGAACGGCUUUAGAAUUUCCCAAUUUAAUGCAGUGAACACUUUCCUCUGGGGAAAGGCUUUUAAUGGGACUCGGGUCAUUUUCGUCUCCUCCAGUUUUCAGUUACAGUCUUUAUCAGAGCGGGCUGCUGACUUCUACCCAGGAUGUCUUCCCUCUGUUUUGCCUUAAUUGUUCGGGGCUUGCACUACAUCGGUCAGUUCAGUGAAUCAGUGUGAGUCGUAGCCUGGCGAUGAAUCACCUUACGACCCAGAAUGAACCCUCGCGGCGAUGUUGGAUCAUACCCACAGUGCGUCAUGGAUUUCAUUUUCUCACGUUUGUUUGGGGUUUUUGCAGCUAUGUGCACAAGUGCAGGUGGUCUCAGGUUUUCUUUUCUGUGCCGUCUCUGGAUGUUGCUGUUCUGAAAAUGAACUGGGCCGUGUCCUUCCUUUCCGGUGACCUGCAAUAGUUUGAUGGUCUCAGAGAUCGUCUGGACAGACGCCCUCACAGAGCUCCCGCUUCUCUCUGUAAUUGCCCGUCUCUGCAGGUUGUGCACCUCCUCGGGGCCCGUUUCAGUCAUUUAUAUUUUGAAAAAACAAAAAAAUUCACAUUGCUCUAAGUUUUCAAAUCUGUAGCACUAUUAUACCUUUUAAUAGUCUUAAAAUGAUUUUAAUAUCUUUGGUGUUUUGAGAUCUGUCAGCUGUCUUGGUACUACUGUAUUUUUUCACUUUAUUUUUGUAUUUUCAGUCUUAGACUUAGUUGACUGGCCAAGGGUAUAUUUACUUAGUUAUUUGUAUUAAAGUAAAAGGAGGCCGGCGCCGCGGCUCACUAGGCUAAUCCUCCGCCUUGCGGCGCCAGCACACCGGGUUCUAGUCCCAGUUGGGGCGCUGGGGUUCUGUCCCGGUUGCUCCUCUUCCAGGCCAGCUCUCUGCUGUGGCCCGGGAGUGCAGUGGAGGAUGGCCCAAGUGCUUGGGCCCUGCACCCCAUGGGAGACCAGGAGGAAGCACCUGGCUCCUGCCAUCGGAUCAUUGUGGUGCGUCGGCCGCAGCGGCCAUUGGAGGGUGAACCAACGGCAAAGGAAGACCUUUCUCUCUCUGUCUCUCUCUCUCACUGUCCACUCUGCCUGUCAAAAAAAAAAGUAAAAGGAGCUUUUGCUUUUACUUAUUCCUUCUCUACACCGCCUCAGUCUUGUUCAUUUUACCUUUCAGCUCCUAUCUUGAAUAACUACUUCCCUGCUUUUCUUGUUUUUAAAGAUUUAUUUAUUUAUUUAUUUGAAAGGCAGAGGGACAGGGAGAGAAAUAGAGAGACAGAGAAAUCUUCCUCCACUGGUUCACUCCCCAAAUGACUACAACAACCAAGGUUUGCCCAGGCCGAAGACGGGAGCCCUGGACUCCUUUUUAGUGGAUGGGUGCGAUGGCUGGGAGCAGAGUCAGAAGCCGAGCAGCCAGGACUUGAACCUGCGCUCACCUGCGCUCCUCUAUGGGCUGCGUGGCGGCAUAACCCACUGCGCCACAAGUCUGGCCCCACUCUGCUUCCCUUUCAGUUUAUUUUGUUAUAACUUCUUGAGUUCACUUAUUCAACCUUUGACAAUAAACACAUUGAAAGCUGCACAUUUUCUAUUUUAUCUGCAUGUUUGAAAGCUAAGUUUUUAAAGUAAAAAGCACAGCUGGAAUACAAAUAUAAAAUGAACAUGUGUCAAAUAUUCCGUUUAAUCAUAAAUUAAAGAGGGACUCAGGGGCCGGCAUUGUGGCACAGCAGGUCAAGCUGCCGCCUGCAGUGCCAACUUCCCAAAUGAGCACCAAAAACAUUUUGGAUAUUUUUAUUGAAAUUGCAUUGUUAUAUAUGAACCUAUGGAAAGAAUGACUUUUUUGUAAAAGAUUCAUUUAUUCGUUUGAAAGGCAGAAUGACAGAGAAGGAGAGAUACAGAAAGAGAGAGAGAGAGAGAGAGAGAGAGAGAGAGAGAGAGAGAGAUCUUCCAUCCUCUGGUUCACUCUCCAAAUGGCCACAACAGCCAGGUCUGGGCCAGGCUGAAGCCAGGAGCCUGGAACUCCACCAGGUCUUCCACAUGGGUGGCAGGGGCCCACGCACUCGAUCCACCUGCUGCUGCUUUCCCAGGCGCAUUAGCAGGGAGCUGGAUUGGAAGUGGAGCAGCUGGGACUCCAACUGGUGCUCACGUAAGAUGCCACCAUUGCAGACAGAAGCCUAGCCCACUGCGCCACAACACUGACCCCAGAAUGUAUUUUUCUAAAAUUGCAUUUUUGUAAACAGAACAAAAUAUUUAGUGAUAAAUCGACAAAUCAUUUAAGCUAGACUGCAAGAUCACUUUUUGUGUAUCAUAGCUAAUAAAUUAUGACAUCUGUCCUUCUCA
Messenger RNA from Oryctolagus cuniculus (rabbit), 9747 nucleotides. NCBI's taxonomy places the organism in Eukaryota, Metazoa, Chordata, Mammalia, Lagomorpha, Leporidae. The record is from RefSeq and is a predicted model, not a curated record.